Molecule: messenger RNA, 1780 nt
Organism: Trifolium pratense (red clover)
Lineage: Eukaryota; Viridiplantae; Streptophyta; Magnoliopsida; Fabales; Fabaceae
Product: transcription factor TCP10-like
Exons: 1
Coding region: 374-1369 (331 amino acids)
Biological process (GO): regulation of secondary shoot formation
Cellular component (GO): nucleus
Molecular function (GO): sequence-specific DNA binding; DNA-binding transcription factor activity
Source: RefSeq, a predicted model, not a curated record
GCCUUUAGACGACAGACCGCGUCAUGCAAUCAAGCAUUUCCCUAUAACUAAUCGUCAAAAUGCACAAACAACACCUAAAACAACACAUAAGUUUCGUCUUGAAAUGAAAAGAUAAGAAUUUUAAAGAGCGUAUGAUUCACUUGAACACUAUUAAGUAUUGUAUUUAUUUAUAUUAAACAUAAUUAACUAUCUUUAUAAAACACAACGACUCUCUUUAUAAACUCUUUUCCGAUCUUACCUCCUUUGCAUUUUUUCUCAAUAAAGAUACACACAAACCCUCAUUAUCAAUAUCCUCAUCAAUAAGCCAAAACCAACCCCACCAAACAGAAACAACUAUUAUAGAAAACAUAUAUAGAGGAGUAGAGAAAUAGGGAUGAGGAGUACUACCGGAGGAGAGAUAGUUCAAGUAGAAGGAGGGCACAUAGUUCGAUCCACCGGUAAAAAGGAUCGGCACAGCAAGGUUUACACGUCAAAAGGACCCCGUGAUCGUAGGGUUCGUCUCUCAGCACACACAGCCAUCGAAUUCUACGAUGUUCAAGAUCGCCUUGGCUUCGACAGACCAAGUAAAGCAGUGGACUGGCUCAUCAAGAAAGCAAAGUCUUCCAUUGACAAACUCGCCAAGCUUCCUCCAUGGCAUCCGAUUGGCGAAAAUCACACACUAAAACCUCAAGAAGAGCAGAAUGUAGCUGCAGACACAACUGGUAUGGCUAUUGGAGAAUCAUCAGAAUCUAAUGGUUACAGUUUUCAUCUCUUAAGUCAAUUAAGUGAGAAUCAAGUUAACAGUUCAUCUUUCAUUUCACCACAUGAUGUUGAAACUAAUCCUAUACCUUUCUUUCCAACUACCUCUUCUACUUCCUCAUCCAUCAAUUUCCAAAACUACCCUUCUGAAAACCUUGGCCUCUCUCUUCAUUCCUUCCAAGAUCACAAUGGUUUCAUUCCUUGGCAAUCACAACAAGUAUGUGAAAACAAUGAAACUUCAGAUGUAAACCAAAACCAAGCACUUUUUGAGAACCAAUAUCAGAGAAUUGUGAAUUGGAACAAUGAAACAACCAAUGAUUAUAUCAAGAAAGUUGGAUUCAUGGUAAACUCAAAUCCAUUUCUAGGCCAAGGUUCAUAUUCAGGUUCAGAAUACUCUCCAAAUGAGACACUUGAGUCGAAUUUUUCACAUUCGGUUAGAACAUGGAAUGAAAUUCCUAUGGCUGCUUCUUCUUCAGAGGUUCAUCAUCACAGGUCUCAACAAGCUUCAAUCUUCGGAAACAGGUUUGGUUCUGAUGGAUUAGCAGGGUUCUGCGUUGCUGAUACAGUUCAAGGUGGUGAAGAGGGUCAUGGAGUUUCUUCUAAUAGGCUUUCUUCUCCUAACAACAAUUGAGCAAUGUUUUUUUUUUUUUGUAAUAUUUCUAUCAGGUAUUAUUCCACUCAUAAUAUUAGGUUGAAGUUGUAAUCUUUUUUUAUAUUUUUAGCUUUAUGGAAUCAAUGAAAUAAAACUCAGCAAAUCAAGUACCAAAUUUAAAUUUCUUUCAUGCCACUGAGUGAAGAUUAAAGGGUCACCAUUUUGUGAAUUUUUUUUUUUUUUUUUGUGGUAACUGUGUGUGAAAAAUAUGUCUUUCAAGUUUACUUUUUUGUUUGUUGUUAGUUUUAAAUUUCAAAUGAUUCCAUUGAACCAUCCCUGCUUGCAUUCAUGUAGGCUUGAUGUAUGCAAAUGCAAUUGCUGGAUUAUAGUCGUUAGUGUUUGGUGAAUGUUGAGAACGAUUAUGUUCAUUUGAUAAAUAAAAUCUAGGGU